Molecule: messenger RNA, 1858 nt
Organism: Vanrija pseudolonga
Lineage: Eukaryota; Fungi; Basidiomycota; Tremellomycetes; Trichosporonales; Trichosporonaceae
Gene: SPBC12C2.09c
Product: ADIPOR-like receptor
Exons: 6
Coding region: 175-1395 (406 amino acids)
Biological process (GO): intracellular zinc ion homeostasis
Cellular component (GO): membrane
Molecular function (GO): signaling receptor activity
Source: RefSeq, a predicted model, not a curated record
CACGACGACAACAACUUUUGCACCGGUAUCGACUCGAUAGAUCUUGCCCAACUCCCCUUCAGCCCCACUAUAGAUAGCGGCGAGACCCCCCGCGCCAUCCACGCACUGACGUGGAGCCUUAAAACAGUUACGUGCCCGAUAGCCGCUAAGGACACAAGCCGCUCCCAUAUAAACAUGUCACGCCGCUCUCUGUCCCCCACGUCUCCUACCACCUCGUCGCACUCGCGCUCGUCCCAGUCCCACACCAUCACAACGAUCACCGCCCGCGCCGUCGCCCGCUUGAGCCACGACGACAGCGAUACCGACUCGGAAGACGACAUCGUGGUCACUGUCACUUCGUCCAAGGCGUCGCCUGCGACCAGCAGCCUGACAUCGCGCUCCUCGUCAACCGCUUGGGCCUCGAGCACCAGCACCGCCUCCUCUCCCUCCCCUGCCAUGCCCGACGGCGAGAACACCCCCCUCGUGCCCAAGCACGACCGCACGCCAGCACACGCACUCAACCACCCGUGGCACAAGAAGCCCAAGCUCCUCACCUAUGCCGAGAGCCUGCGCCUCGUCCCGUGGCAGACGGACAAUGAGUGGAUCACCAGGGGAUACCGUCCCCAGCUGAGGAGCAUUCGCUCGUGUCUGUGGAGUGCUAUCGGGUACGUCCACAACGAGACGGUCAACAUCCACACCCACUCGAUUGGCGCGGCAUUCUUCGCCUUCCUCCUCCCGUACCACCUCCUCUCGACCCACUUCCCGUCGCUCGGUGGCUUCUUCCCGACUGUUGCCGGUGGCGCUCCAGUGGCUACGGUGGCUGACAAGCUGGGGAUUGCGUGCUACUGCGUGUGCGCAGUUACCUGCCUUGGCCUCAGCAGUUGGUUUCACACGGUCCAGUGCUGCAACCGCGAAGUGUGUGCGCUCGCCCACUCUGGCGACUAUAUUGGAAUCGUCGUCCUCAUUGUCGGAUCCAUUCUGCCUGGAAUGUACUACGGGUUCCAUGGCAGCCUCGGGCUCCAGGUGUUUUACAUGGCUGCCAUCCUCGGAGCGGGCAUCACCUCGGGCUACAUUGUCCUCUCGCCUCACCACAAGGGCCACCGCUGGCACCGCACCCUCACCUUCAUUGCCUUGGGCCUCUCGGCAGUCUUCCCUGUGGCCCAUGUCAUGAUUGCCAAGGGCCUCGACUUUGCCCGUGACAAGAUGGGCGUUAGCUACAUUGUCGCUGGUGGCGCGAGCUACAUCUUCGGUGCUCUCCUGUACGCCGGCCGCAUCCCCGAACGCCUUGCGCCCGGCAAGUUUGACUACAUCGGGUCAUCGCACCAGAUUUUCCACUGCUUUGUCCUCCUUGGAGCGUGGUUCCAGUUCUCUGCGCUUCGCUGGAUGUCAGUCGGCAGAGCCGUUGGUGGCUGGUGAGGUCAGAGCCCCGUUAACGAUGGUGGUGGGAACACACGGCCACUUUUGAGCCAACUCGCCAAUCAUCAUCCUGCCUCUAGGAGUAAACUAGAAUAGUCAUCGCAUAGCGUUUCAUGUGCAUGUAACACCCCCGAUACACUCUGUACCUUGGGGAAGAGUGUUCAUCCUCCGUCAUGGGACUUUGUUGGUCCCGACCCGCUGACCAGAAACACUUGCUUCCGAGGCUGAUACAAGCGGCGUUCAAGAGCCCAAAACAGGACAUGUGCCUUUGGUUGUCAGGGGAAGUGGAGCAGAGUAGCGAACAGGGAUGGCCAAGAUGACCAGAUAGAUGGGGCACAGGCGAAUGGAGGAGGUGACAACUACCGAUGGAGUGCGGAUGAGGUGCCCGCGAGGUAUCACGAUCGGUGGUGGCCGAUCCGAUCUCGUGGCAUCACGCGUCGAGUCUAGUGGUAGAGUGGCCGAU